Molecule: messenger RNA, 926 nt
Organism: Capsella rubella
Lineage: Eukaryota; Viridiplantae; Streptophyta; Magnoliopsida; Brassicales; Brassicaceae
Product: reactive Intermediate Deaminase A, chloroplastic
Exons: 6
Coding region: 139-702 (187 amino acids)
Cellular component (GO): cytosol
Molecular function (GO): deaminase activity
Source: RefSeq, a predicted model, not a curated record
AAAUCCAAUCGCAUCGAACUUUACUCAGUCGUCUUCUUCUACUUCUUCUUCUUCACCUACCCUUCUCCUCUCUCUCUGUCUCUCUACCCUCGUUGUGCUUUUGCUGCUGUACUUCGUGCCGGCGCCGGAGAGAGUGAGAUGACUUGGGCAGUCUUAAGAUCCAUUAACUCACCAACACUCGACCUAUCCACCGCACUUCGCUCCACUCGUACCCCAUUGGUCGCUGCUGGUGUUGGCUGCGCUACACUCGCUGGUGUUUCUCUCUUCAGAAUGUCUUCUAGAUCUCCUCCUUUCGCUUCCCUCAGUGUCUCUGCUUCUUCUGCUAAAAAGGAAGUUGUGGCUACAGAUAAAGCACCAGCUGCUUUAGGACCAUACUCUCAGGCCAUCAAAGCCAAUAACCUUGUUUUCGUUUCUGGUGUUCUUGGCCUUAUACCUGAGACUGGAAAGUUUGUUUCAGACAGCGUUGAAGAUCAGACUGAGCAGGUACUCAAGAACAUGGGGGAGAUAUUGAAAGCUAGUGGUGCUGAUUAUUCCUCGGUGGUGAAGACAACAAUCAUGCUGGCUGAUUUGGGUGACUUCAAGAAAGUAAACGAGAUCUACGCCAAAUACUUCCCAGCUCCUUCUCCAGCACGAUCGACAUAUCAAGUGGCAGCUUUGCCUCUAAACGCCAAGAUCGAGAUCGAAUGCAUUGCAACACUCUAGAACACAUCAAUCUCAAUAAAGGGUUUUAUUGGUUUGGUUCUGAAGAUGUCAGAAAGAAUAAGAGAACCAAUGGCGUAGAGUUAUAAUAUCUUAUCAACCCAUUUUUCACAUAUUUUUCAUAUUCCUGCACUACAACAAACAAAUGUUGCGAAUUAUCAACCAUUAGGCUGUUUGCAAAACCUAAAACCCCCUAAUCAAUAAUAAGUUAUUUAGUGUUUGUUUUA